Messenger RNA from Dama dama (fallow deer), 783 nucleotides. Its product is annotated as proline-rich proteoglycan 2-like. The transcript has 3 exons. The coding region runs from base 1 to 783 and encodes 260 amino acids. Lineage: Eukaryota; Metazoa; Chordata; Mammalia; Artiodactyla; Cervidae. The record is from RefSeq and is a predicted model, not a curated record.
AUGAGAGCUGCCAGCUCCACGUGGGUCCCCCCCAACCCCUCCUCCCUGCCCCGAGUUUCGGGUGUGGCCCAAGUUCUGCAAACCUCGAACCAGAAGGAGAGCCAGGAGGCGGGUGUUUCCCGAACGGAGCUCUCCAAGUGGGAUCUGCGGGUGAAUGUCCAGCAGGAGGCACCAGGCUGUGAGAAUCUGUCAUCCCUGCGUUUUCAUUCUGAUGGUGACAGCCGCGCAAUGGGUGAAAGCACCCUGACCUCAGCCCAGCUGACCCCUUUCCCUUACCGGUACUCGGGGCCGCCUGGCCGGCAGAAGUCCGGGCACCGGCAGCCGCAUCCCCGGCCCGGGCACACCGGAGCGCUAGGACCUGUCACCCCGGCCUCCCGGGGAGCGCUGACACAGCGGCCUCUGACCCCACCUCCCGGGAAGUUCAGCUGCUCAGAACCACAAAGCAAAACAAAGGGGUGCGGAGAGGAAGGAGCCGCCGAGGCUCCAAUCACCGCUGCCUCCCCAGCCCGCCCGCGGCUCUUCGCCCCGCUCGCCGCUGGCCGCGGACCAAGGCCUGGGCAGCUCCCCGGUCCCUUGUCUCCCCGCGGGCCGCCCGUGACAGGAGCCGGAGAAGCCGCCGAGGGGCAACCAGGGAUGGGAAAACCAGAUGGCUCCGGCCCUCCUCCCGCCUCCUCCAUCCCUCCCUCCGGGUGCCCGCGGCCUGGCCGCCCUCCGCAGGGGCCCGGGGCGGCCUCGGGCCCGGCUCGGCCGGCUCACCCCGGGGAAAAGAUUGCCUUUGUCUAA